UCGUCAAUCGUGCCACUUCCUUUUGCUUAGGACAACUCACCAGAGCACGAUCCUGCAUUUCCUCCAGCUUAAUUAGCGCGAGCUCCACGCUUUACUUAGCAAGUGACAUGGAGGCCCAAAACCACGAGGUGGCUGCCUUGGUGCAAAAGAUCGCCGGCCUCCACGCCGCCAUCGCCAAGUUGCCGUCGCUGAGCCCGUCCCCCGACGUCGACGCGCUGUUCACCGACCUCGUCAUGGCCUGCGUCCCGCCGAGCCCCGUUGACGUGACUAAGCUCGGCCCCGAGGCGCAGAAGAUGCGGGAGGAGCUCAUCCGCCUCUGCUCCGAUGCCGAGGGGCAGCUCGAGGCGCACUACUCCGACAUGCUCGCCGCCUUCGACAACCCGCUUGACCACCUCGGCCGCUUCCCUUACUUCAGCAACUACAUCAACCUGAGCAAGCUGGAGUACGAUCUCCUGGUCCGAUACGUCCCGGGCCUCGCGCCAUCCCGAGUCGCCUUCGUGGGGUCAGGCCCCUUGCCGUUCAGCUCGCUCGUGCUCGCCGCGCGCCACUUGCCGAACACGUCGUUCGACAACUACGACAUGUGCAGCCCCGCCAACGACCGUGCGCGGAAGCUGGUCCGCGCGGACAAGGACUUGCGUGAGCGCAUGUCCUUCCACACUGCCGACGUCGCCAACCUGAGGGACGAGCUCAGCAAGUACGACGUGGUUUUCCUUGCCGCGCUCGUUGGCAUGGCGGCCGAGGACAAGGCCAAGGUGGUCGCGCACCUUGGCAGGCACAUGGCGGACGGAGCGGCCCUUGUUGUCCGGAGCGCGCAUGGUGCUCGUGGGUUCCUGUACCCUAUCGUUGAUCCUGAGGACAUCCGCCGUGGAGGGUUCGACGUGCUGGCCGUGUACCACCCGGACGACGAGGUGAUCAACUCCGUCAUCAUCGCGCGUAAGCUGGACGCCCGCGCGAACAGACUUCAGAUGAAUGGGCGUGCUCACACUAGCGGCCCGGUGCCGAUAGUGAGCCCGCCGUGCAAGUGCUGCAAUAUGGAGGCGCACGCGCUGCAGAAGAGGGAGGAGAUGACGACGAAGGAACUGUCCGUUUGACGCGACGAAACGAGGAGCCAUGCGUGGUAAUUAUAAGUCGAUCGCUGUUUGAUAACGUAAUCUCUUGGUAUUGUUCCUACGUGCUUCUUUGUUUGACGUCAUGCGUUGUGUAAGUGUGUAAUACUUCCUUAUGUAUGUGUUGUGUGCCAACACUUAUGUGUCCGAUGCGAAAGACAUCGAUGAGAACAGUAUGCCAAGG
This is a messenger RNA of Phragmites australis (common reed), 1290 nucleotides long. RefSeq names its product nicotianamine synthase 2-like. The record is from RefSeq and is a predicted model, not a curated record. The transcript has a single exon. Lineage: Eukaryota; Viridiplantae; Streptophyta; Magnoliopsida; Poales; Poaceae. Bases 108 to 1091 code for a protein of 327 amino acids. Gene Ontology annotation, molecular function: nicotianamine synthase activity. Gene Ontology annotation, biological process: nicotianamine biosynthetic process.